Molecule: messenger RNA, 1127 nt
Organism: Pyrus x bretschneideri (Chinese white pear)
Lineage: Eukaryota; Viridiplantae; Streptophyta; Magnoliopsida; Rosales; Rosaceae
Product: blue copper protein-like
Exons: 2
Coding region: 427-960 (177 amino acids)
Cellular component (GO): plasma membrane
Molecular function (GO): electron transfer activity
Source: RefSeq, a predicted model, not a curated record
CCUAUUUUUCUUUAAUUUGAUUAUUCCACUUUGGUGCUUAGAAAUGGGUUUAAGAAAUAUAGAACAUUUUCCUAACAAACCUAGAUUAUGAUGGCCGUAUUUAUCAUCACAUUUCUUUCUUGUGAAAGUUAGGAGAUUAACAAUGCAAAAAGAAAUAAAAAGAAAAAAGGGUCACAUUAUUAUAACAAAGCAUUAGGUGUGACAUCUUAACCCAAGUCAUCCCCAUGCAAUGGACGGAACAUUUUGCAUUUCAUCGGAAGUAAGUCGACCAAGUGGGCCACCAAACCCUACCUACUCCAACCCCCUUCAUACCAUUAUGUAACUGAAUUCCCACUCUUUAGAAUUAUAUCAUCACAAAAGGCUUCUUCUUCUCUCUCUCUCUCUCUCUCUCUCUCACACACACACAUUGUAGCUAGCUCAUCGAGAAUGGCCAGAACUGUGGGUUUAAUCCUCGUUUUUGCCAUGGUCAUGAUGCCAAGCUGCUUAGCCACUGUGUACACCGUUGGAGACUCCUCUGGGUGGGAUACUGGUGUGGAUUAUAGCACUUGGACUAGUGGCAAGACCUUUGAAGUUGGUGACAGCCUGGUGUUCAAGUAUCAAAGUCAGCACACGGUGGAAGAAGUGACUGACAGUGACUACAAAACUUGCACUCUGCAAAAUUCAAUUAAAAGUCAUCGUGGCGGAACCACCACCAUCCCCCUCAAGACUGCCGGGACUCAUAACUACAUUUGUAGCUCGGUUGGGCAUUGUUCGAUGGGGAUGAAGCUUUCUGUGACUGUAGAGUCAGGAUCAACCGCAGCACCAUCCGGUGGUUCCGACAGUAACUCUACAGUUACCACCCCUGCAAGUACCACCAAACCCUCAUCAACUGGUAAUGGGAGUAGCCACUCUAGCUCUCUUGUUGUGACUUUGUGGAGUGUGAUUAGUUUGGUUGGUUUUUGUAUGUUCCUUCUAAUUUAAGUUUGGCAGCUGAUGAGAUGAUAUCACUCCAAGUGCCAGGAUAGAGGCAGUGCUAGUUUAUUUCUUCUUGUGUUAAAUUUUAAGUACUCUUGAGUUUCUGGGGUCCAUGAUACAUUAUUUGUGUAGCAUGAUUGAGGUUCAUAUAUAUUAUGCACUUUGCUUUUGAA